GAGUACAACCUCGCCCCUCAAACAGAGAAAAAGAGCGAGAGGCGUUGUGUCGCGCCACAGCUGUCCCUAGGCACGCCCCUUUACACCACCACCGCCACACAUCAUCUUUCUUCUCUAUUAUUGUUUUAUUCCCCAGUUCUUCAGUGCCACACCCGACGAUGUCCUUUCAAAUUGAAAAGGUCGCGGUGCGCAACUCGUCCUUUGCGACGCCAGGCGAGUCCUACCUUAUUCUCGCGAACAGCGCCUCCCUGCGCCGCCACCUCACCGACAGCUACUGGUGCGACGCGAUGGACCAAGUAUGCAGCGGCAAGCUGAAGGGGGUAGCGGUGCGCUACACCGGCGAGAAUCUCGUACUGCUUCAAUUUCGCCCCCUCACUCUCUCCCCCGCAGGCUACCGCUACCCCCUCUUCAUGUCCAUCCCAAUUGAGUUUCUCGUCCCGGCCACAGAGAGCGCGUUCGCCAUCGGUGGUGGCUCCGAUCUACAAGGCAGCUUCGGCACCGCAUCGGCGAGCAGCGUGCAGUCGGCCUCGGACACCGACUCCAAAUCGCCCACGACGGGGGCCGCCAUGCCAAAGUUGUGUGUCGUGUGCGGCCGGUUCAACACGCCGGAGAUGGUGCAGCGUCCACACGGGUGGAAGUGCAAGGAGUGCAAGGGCAAGAAGUCCGAUCAACGUCUUCGCCAAGAGCUUCAGAAACUGAAAGACCUGCAGAAGCCCCGCCCAUGA
This is a messenger RNA of Leptomonas pyrrhocoris, 725 nucleotides long. RefSeq lists its product as hypothetical. Lineage: Eukaryota; Euglenozoa; Kinetoplastea; Trypanosomatida; Trypanosomatidae. The transcript has a single exon. Bases 159 to 725 code for a protein of 188 amino acids. The record is from RefSeq and is a predicted model, not a curated record.